GUGAUCUGCCCGCUGGAGGGCUCGGGCCUGAUGGCCGCAGCCGCUGCCGGCGGCUUCAUCGACUUACUUGCUGAAGUGGCUGCUGGCGCGCGGCUGCGCGGAGCCCUGCGCCUGCAGCCUGGCCGUCAGGGGCUGGGCGGGGGCUUCCCUGGCGGCGGCGGUCGCGGCGGCAGCGGCGGCGGCGGUGCAGGCUGGCCCGACCUAGACACUGACCCGGAGGCGGCGCUGGAGGCUGCGGAGCUGCUGGAGGCGGCGGCGGAGGGUUGCUGCCUGCCGCUGCUGCGGCGGCUGUACGACUUCUUCGUGGCGCACGCCGGCAGCAGCGAGGAGGCGGUGGAGGCGGCAGCGGCGGCGGUGAUGGCUGCAGCUAAGGAGGCGGCGGCAGGAAGGGAAGCCUGGUGCAGCCGCGCUACGGCCGAGCUCGGCGGCCUCGGCCGCCAGGCGGCGGCGCUGGUGGACGCGCUCCGUGCCACCACAUGGCGCGGCCGCGUGCUGGCGGCGGCGGCAGCCAGCGCCACUCCCGACUGGCGGGCCAAGGUGGAGUUUCUGGAGUCAGUGGGGCUGCGGCCGGUGGAGCGGUUCGGGUUGGCGGUGGUGGCGGAGCGAGCGGCGGCGUACCGGCCACGGCCGGCACGGAGCAGAGCAGCAGGCGCAGGAGCAGGGCCAAGAAGGGUUGGGUUGGGUGGUGGUGGGAUGGGGAGCGAGGCUGUGUGGGUGGCGACGCAGGCAGGUGGGAGAGAGGCAGCAGGCAGCAGCAUGCCGACGCUGCAGUUGAAGCCGGUGGACUCGGCCGCGCGGGUGGGGCCCAUCACGGGGCACUGGCUGCGCCGCCGGCGCUAUCCCAUCUCCGGCGCAGCCGUAUUCGGACAGGCGGUGCGCGCCAACAAUGUGACGGCGGUUCCCUACCUCCUCAACCGAAACCGCCGGCGAUUGGAGCGGCUGGAGCUGCCGCACGGCUUCAGCGUGCGGCCGGCGCUGAUGGCGGCUGCUGAGGCGGGCCAGCUGGCCGUGUUGCAGGGGGUGCUGGAUUGGGCGCUCAACAGGGCCGCCGCGUCCGCAGCUGCAUCUGCAGCUGUAGCGGCAGCAGCAACAGCAGCAGGGCUGGGUGGUGGCGCUGGUGCCCAUACACCCGCCGCUGACCCGCGCGUGGCGCGCGAUGACGACGGCAGCAGCAGUGACACCGACACGGACGACGAAGCCCUUGGCAGUGAUGGCGAGUUUGGCGAGGAUGAGGCGGGCGGCGCUGGUGCCGCCGUGCUGCGUGCGGUUUCUGACGGAGCGGGCGCGAUGCUGGUGGGGGCGGCGCGCGGCGGGCAGCUGCAGGCGGCGUCUUGGGUGUUGGACACCUUUGGAGCGGGGACCGGGGAUGGCCCGCCAGCGGAGGCCGGGGCGGAGCAAGGCGGCGGUGGCGGUGGCAGGUCGCUAGCGUGGCCCUGGAAGGGCAGGGGCACGGCGGGCGCCCGUGCUGGCGCGUAGGCCACUGUAGGCCCGGUACUGGCCGGUGCGGGUUGGGCGGGUGGUCGAUUCAGUCGCGAU
Messenger RNA from Chlamydomonas reinhardtii, 1536 nucleotides. RefSeq lists its product as uncharacterized. Bases 31 to 1476 code for a protein of 481 amino acids. Lineage: Eukaryota; Viridiplantae; Chlorophyta; Chlorophyceae; Chlamydomonadales; Chlamydomonadaceae. The record is from RefSeq and is a predicted model, not a curated record. The transcript has 4 exons.